UAUUUUUUGUAUUAGCUUAACAUAAAAUAUUUAAUAUUGUAUGCAAUGGUGCAAAACUUAUAGAAAAAUAUAUAUACACCUAUACAUGUAUCUAUCUUUGUGUGUCUAUUAUAACGUGGAUCAAGAUUCUUUCUUAUCUUUAUCACUCUCACGUUCUUUUGUCUUCAAACGCACACAAAGAAACGAAAAACCAAGAAUGACUAUACCGUCAAGAAUCCUCGAGACGGCGGCGACGCCACCACCACAACCGUCGGAGCAGAUUCUGGGGGCGGAAUCUGACAUGGUGGUGAUCUUGUCUGCUCUUCUCUGCGCUCUCAUAUGCGUAGCUGGCCUUGCCGCCGUCGUACGUUGCGCUUGUCUCCGGCGAUUUACUGCCGGAGGAAAUUCUCCGUCGCAGAACAAAGGGUUGAAGAAGAAAGCUCUUCAGUCUCUUCCUAGAUCCACUUUCACCGCCGCGGAAUCAACCUCCGGAGGUGCCGCCGAAGACGGCGGAGAUUCGACGGAGUGCGCGAUUUGUCUCACUGAGUUCGCCGACGGAGAAGAAAUCAGAGUGCUUCCUCUUUGUGGCCAUUCCUUCCACGUGGCGUGUAUUGACAAAUGGCUUGUCUCUAGGUCUUCGUGUCCUUCUUGUCGCCGGAUUCUCACACCGGUGAGAUGUGGCCGGUGCGGCCAUUCUUCAACGGCCGGGAGGCAAAGCAAAGAUCAUCAACAUGACCAACACUCGUCGCAGCUCGCUUCCUCUGUUCCUACGUUUCUUCCUUAACACAAUCUUUCUUAUUAUCGGAAUAGUUAAUUUUUAUAGUGUCUUGUAAAGUGGGUUCAAUUAGAAACUAGAGAUCUUAAGGGUUUUUUUCUUCCUGUCGUUUUAGAUUGUAAUUCCACUGUGUUAAACAACUAGAUGGAGUUCAAAGUUGGAGAAAGAAACUACAAAAUGAGUAAAUCAUAUUACAUAAAGAAAAAACAAAACCAUGCCUCCUCAUAUUACUUAAAGCCCCAUUAAAGAAACAUGAUAAUCUGCAAGAGAGAAGGAGCUGAACAGUGCCGGAAGAAGAUAUAAGCGAAAAAGCGAUGCCAGUCUCUAUUAUUAGAGUUGGAAGAUGAUCUCCAAGAACGGUUUCCCUCUGGAAACCUGACAAACCACAACACACAAGCUGCUUCUUCAACAAGAAGCCACCAGAGAACAAAUCUACAACUCGAGCAGCCAAAGAAGACGAUGGUUGGCAAUUAACUACUCCAAGACAACACGCAAUUGAGCCACAGUUCCAAAGCCCCUUACCAAUUAAUCCAGAAAACCCGUUGGUUUCAAAACAAGGGACAGCACAUCUACGCAACACAGAAGCUCCACCCACUGAAGAUAUCUAAACCAAGCACUGAGAUCGAACGACGAGGCCAUACGCAUACGAACGCCUCAAGAAACAACCAACCCACAAUCCAAAGCAGUAUAAAACACUACUCUAGAACACGAAGGAAGCCAUCUUCAAACAGCCGAAAGACCCAUCAAACUCUAACGAGCUGAAGAAACCUUGUUCACCUUUUUCAACUGCAAAUUCAACAGCUUUAACAUAAUCCGCUACACUCCCUCGAAUUCCCUCCACAGAGCAGCCUCAGGAUGAAGCUACACAAGAUCACACCGGAACCGACUACCUUGAUGCAGAACCAAACUCAUAUCGGCAGGUGUUGGAUGAAGACCACAGAACAGAGAUCACAGACUAAACAACUACCCGAGACUGAGACCAAACGACAUACCAAAACAGAGACAUGAGAAGAGAUAAGCUUGA
This is a messenger RNA of Brassica napus (rape), 1778 nucleotides long. RefSeq names its product probable E3 ubiquitin-protein ligase ATL44. NCBI's taxonomy places the organism in Eukaryota, Viridiplantae, Streptophyta, Magnoliopsida, Brassicales, Brassicaceae. The coding region runs from base 41 to 763 and encodes 240 amino acids. The record is from RefSeq and is a predicted model, not a curated record. The transcript has a single exon.